CCCUUCCAAAAAAACAAACUAACCAGUUGCAUCAAAAUACACCCUUGCUCAUUUAUAAGUCUCAUUCAUCUAAUGCAAUUCACUCAAUUCCUUUCUUUCAGAACUGGAGAGAGAGAGAGAAAAUGCGGCCAACUCCUUUAGACGCCGACGACACCGUCGCCUUCCAACCGCCGCCAUCGCCUCCGUGCCACGACCUCCGCGCCUGUACUUGGAGGCCGUACUCCAAUUCCAGAGACUUCGAAGCCAACGCCGCCGUCGUCGUCAUCAUCCUCCUCUGUGGCCUCAUCUGCGCUCUUGCUCUCAACACCGCGAUCCGCUGCUUCCUCCGCCGUCGCGGCAGUGCCGAUGAUGAUCCGAGUGACAGCCGGCAGGAGGAACUUCAGGACGAGACGAAGCCGACGCUAGUGGACAAAUUGAAGAUGGCUCCGGCGCUGGUGUUCUCGGCGGAGACCAAGCCGAAGCUCGCCGGUGCUGAGGCAGAGUGUACGAUUUGCUUGACAGAGUUCUUGGAAGGGGAAGAGAUUCGAGUGUUGGCGAUUUGUAAGCACGGAUUUCAUGUUCAGUGUAUUCAAACGUGGUUAAUUUUGCAUUCUUCUUGUCCGACUUGCCGCCGUAGCUACCUCCCUCCCUCGCCGCCGUCCUCUGUGAGCGGCGGCGACGGCGACGGCAAUCCCUGAGAUUAGAUUAGAAAUACCGGAAUUCCUUGCGAUAGCCGCCGUCGUAGCUGUUUGAUAACAGCUCGAAUUGAGCAUUUGUUUUUCUUUUUUUUUUUUUAAUUACAAUUUACAAUUACCUCUUCCUCUAUCAUUUUUUCCCCUUCUCUUGAAUUUUUUCGAUCAACUAAAAAACCAAUUGCAUUAACGGAGUUUGUAAAUUCGUUAAUGCAAUAUUCGGGUUGAGAAAUGACGUUUUAAGUUGGUAAUUUAUCUCUAUUUAAUCUCUAA
Molecule: messenger RNA, 944 nt
Organism: Benincasa hispida (wax gourd)
Lineage: Eukaryota; Viridiplantae; Streptophyta; Magnoliopsida; Cucurbitales; Cucurbitaceae
Product: RING-H2 finger protein ATL79-like
Biological process (GO): protein ubiquitination
Molecular function (GO): transferase activity
Source: RefSeq, a predicted model, not a curated record